ACUUUUGCCAUAAUAAGAAGUGAUUAUAAACCAAGCAAUUUGGUUGCCUAUCAUGCAGAAAACAAAAUUCGCAAAUGUAUAAAUUUAUAGUUUUUAAUAAUUUUAAGAGAAUUUUUUACAGUUAAAGUUAUUUGAAAAGUGUAUGUCAACUAAUGUAAAAGAUAACAAAAUGUUCUUUAUGCUAUAUGGGCUUCAAAAUGACAGUAAAUAGUGUACUUAUGUAAAUCACGCUUACUGGUGAAACUUAUUAGAAAAAUGAAUUUUGAUUCCAUCAACGAACGUAGGAAAAUGUUGGCCACGUACUCCACUGAUUCAAUAUUUACAAUUGAUAAGAUGAAGAAAAUGCAACAUUAUUCAAAUAAAUUGUUAUUUAGUUAAAUUAAUUGAAGUGUGAAGAACUUCCGGCUAUUAACCCUUUCUGCGGCUUUCAACAUUUUCCGCAAGGAAAUGGGGUCCAACACAUCUAGCGUUGGUUAUUCAUUGGCCACAACUACUGAGAGUGCAGGUGCUAGCAGUGAUCAUGGAAACGGACACGUGCUACAGUCGACAAACACUGAAAGUAUAGUCUCAACGGGCUCAAUUGGAACCAACGCAGGCCCUGAUCCAAGUUUCAUUUAUAGCGGUGCGCACUAUCAUCGCGAUCAAAGGCGAAAGCGAGUUACGGGUUUUGCGACACUUAAGCGCAAAUUCAUACGCCGUCGACGUUCCUCAAAAGCCUGUGAUCACGCGCGUGUUUUACGCGACUUUGUGUCUGACUGGACACCUCUUGAAUUGGCAGCGCUCUGUGAGGAGUUUGAAGCGUUGGCUGCUUUAAGGGAUUUAUCGGUACAAGCAGAAUUGGCACGACCCCCGGCCACUACAUAUAAACAAGAUUUGGCCGCUCUUUACGAUUUAAAUCUCUGUACGGAUUGUGAUCUUGUAUUUCGUGGAUCCAUUUUUCCUGUUCAUCGUUCUAUAUUAUCCUCACGAUGUACAUAUUUUCGAGAGCUGCUUUCUGGCUGUCCUGGAUUUGGUGCACGCAUAUGUCUUGAGCUUCCUACGUCGUCUAUUGAUGUAAAAAUAUUUUCUAUAUUGCUUCGUUAUUUGUAUACCGGAGAUCUUUGUCCGCACGAUCCGACCAUUAAUAUCAAUUUGUUGCGUCAGCUUGGUGAUGAUUUUGGCACGCCUAACCCCCUCGAACACGAUCUUCGUUAUUUGUUGGAAACCGGCGAUUAUGCAGACGCCGCUCUCGUGUUUACAGCAGAAGGCACAAACGAAUACUUACGUCAAGAUUCGGUUAAUUCCGAGUACGGCUUUAGGCCAAAACUUGAACUUCCUUGUCAUAAAGCAAUUUUGAGUGCUCGUUCACCUUUCUUCCGUAAUCUUAUUGCUCGCAGAACGCGGAACAUUGACGAGUAUGUAGAGCGCUCUAUACAUGUACCCACACGCAUCGUACUUGAUGAGACCGUUAUACCGAAAAGAUAUGCGCGUGUGCUACUGCACGCCAUAUAUUUAGAUACAGUCGACUUGGCACUCAUACUGCGUGGUGCAGGAACUGGAUGCUCGACCGGCUCCCUUGGUGAGGUUCACGCAUUAACCAACACUGGUCGUGUACGACCUACAACUCUUGAGGAAGCUAUGGAGUUAUAUCAAAUAGGCCGGUUUCUAGAACUUGAUAUAUUAGCACAGGGCUGUGAAGAUUUAAUACUUGAAUGGUUGUCACUUGAUACUCUAUCAAUGGUCUUGAAAUGGGGAUGUCAACCACAUGGCUCCGCUUGGGUGUUUCGUCAAGCAUGCCAGUAUUUACGCGAAGAAUUUACUGCAGUUAGCUCCUCACCAGUGCUUAAUCAAUUAGAUAAAGCACAGCUAGUACAUAUAUUACAAAGCAACUUCUUACAAGCAUCCGAGUUGGAAGUGUUACAGGCUGUUUUAAAGUGGGGGGAACAGGAGCUUAUUCGGCGCAUGGAAGAUCGCGAGCCAAACCUGUUAUCGCAUACCGCUCACUCCGUAGCGCGGAAGGGUGUAAGAAAGCGCGAUUUAAGUGACGUUGAGUUGCGUGAAAUACUUUCGGAACUACUGCCUCUAGUAAGAAUGGAUCAUGUUUUACCGCCAAACAGUGAGGUUCUUUGUCAAGCUAUACGCCGUGGUCUUGUUAGCACACCGCCAUCGCAUAUGAUUGGCGACGAGCGCGAAAAUUUACGAAUAAACGCAUGGAUACGGGGUGGGAAAAAUCAAGGUCUAUUUGUACGGCCACGUCUUUUCAUGCCGUAUUUUGAGGAAGUAAAGGCUUUAUUGGAAGAUCGAAUGGCCUCGUCUCAUCAUCAAAUUGAGCUCAUGCGCAUGCGUCGAUCCCGACAUUUUCCUGACAUUCCGGAUACCCUUUAUAUGGUUUCACGCAUGAACUCUACUCCAAAUAACAGCUUUGUUUCUGGAGUGACUUGUAGUAUUAUUGGUGAGAAUGGGGAUAAACUUGAACCUACCGCUAUACCACCACCAGAUAGUCAUACGCUUGCUGCAAUGCGUAAGCGUGAGCAUAAACUUCGUCAAUCCCCAAUGUGCCAACGGGCGUUACUACUGCCACUGUCAUCAAAACAUGAAAUCGAUCGUCAAAUUCGCCUUCGUGUCGUUAGAGAAUUCAAUCUGCCCGAUGAAGUGUCUGAUUUGUUAGAGACCUCCCUAUUAACUAACCAUGGGAGUAGAGAUGAAAGAGUUCCACCGAGUACACUUACGGAAGAGUGCCUGUUAGAAAAUGAAAAUCAAAGUCCGCCACCGUCGCCGGCAGCUACCGGCUCUGUAUGCCAAACUGCCGUUACAGCUCCUUUUUUGUCGACCUCAUCAGUGUCAUCCGCAUGUGGUGCAAAUAGUGUACAUGAAUGCUACAGUCGAAAUUUGACUUUUCCCCGUCAGCAGCCAAGUAGCGUACUAGGUGUCGCGAGUAUUUUGGCAGGCAAUCCCGGCUCGGCCCUUCAGUCCAGCUAUGCACGUUUAACGACAUCGGUGAACCAUCGUAACGAAUUGCCGGCAUUAAUCACAGAAGGUGAUUUUAGAUUUCCACACAGCAAUGCGCUGAGCAUUGUCAGAAGGCGUGAGAGCGGUGCUUGUGGUUUAGACACUGGCAAUGGACACCUUUCUGACAUGAUGCCUGAUGUGGCCAUGGCUACUGCAUCGUUGGGUCAACUUCAACUUGGCACAGAACAAGCAGGUUGCAUGAGUAACGUCAGCAGUCGUCCAAUUGAAAGCAACAGAGAUAUGUCAGAAAGUUUACAACUUGAUUUGGGAGAUGGACCGACUCCGCAUAUCAUCAAUAGUGCAGCUGGUGUGAUAACUAUACGAAACUUACAGCAUCAACUACCGGAAGGCAAUUUCCACCACAUAUUGCAGCGUGCAAGUUCGCCAUUUGACAUUCUGCGACAAGAACAACACUCGCCUAGUCCACAGGUUCCACCUUCAGCCGCAUUCAAUUCUGGGCCAUCUAGGUUUUUUUAGAGGUGGCAAGUGGCUCCCAACAUGGCGCUUGAUUUAAGCACUCCAUUCUAAAGAAAAUUAACAUAAAAAUAUCGAGGGAAAUAUGAUAUGUCAGCAGAGUGUCAGCAUUAAGAAACAAGAAAUUUAGCUUACUAAAAAUGUACGCCCCUAACAUCAAUAAUUUGUUAUUUUACACUUUUGAUGUAAGCAAAGCGUAUGUACAAAAGAGUAAUGAAUAAUAUUAACAUAACGUCUGUCGCAAUUAAAUGUA
Drosophila virilis is the source of this 3715-nucleotide messenger RNA. Its product is annotated as BTB/POZ domain-containing protein 7. The record is from RefSeq and is a predicted model, not a curated record. NCBI's taxonomy places the organism in Eukaryota, Metazoa, Arthropoda, Insecta, Diptera, Drosophilidae. Gene Ontology annotation, molecular function: protein binding. Gene Ontology annotation, biological process: morphogenesis of a branching epithelium.